UUCCCCCUCUCGGUUCGAAGUCGUUUUAUUUCUUUAUAAAGUUCAUUAUACACCCACUUAGCAAGGUUAAUGUCUACAACAUCAAUUACAUGCGACAUUUUUUUAUACGCCAAUAUGCCUCCACUAAUUCUCACAGGCUGUCUCCACUUGUCGAUGAUUUAAAUUUCCUAGACACACGCCAUUGAAAGAAUUUCUGUACACAAAAACGACACCAAUUCCCAUUAUGCAGAAAUGGUGUUGUGUAAUUACAAAAAUUUACCUUUUCCUUUUACGUUUCAUUUGAUUUCUCAAAGGAUUGCGUGCAAAAACGAAGUUUAUUUUCUUUUCCUUACGAAAAAAAAAACAAUGCAAACCAACAAGCUUAACUUAUGACUCGUUUGCUCGCUCACAAGCUCAUAAAUCUGUGUCUUAUACGACACACAAAAAAAGGCAACGACGACAACAACACAACAAUUAUUAUGUAACCACAACGUACUAACUCAGCUAACUGGAUAACAAUUCGGGGUAACCAUACUAUAACAUACAACCAGAACCGCCAUAAAAUUAUGCAGACUUCGAUGCGAUAUAACUUGCCUGCAUAUAUGAUGUACUGUUGAGUGGAGUGUGUGUAGAAAGGGUAUACAAGAAUGGUGAUGUUAGUGUUUCGUGGAAAGUUUUACUUUUUCUUGACAUGAGAUUAUUAUGCAAUAACAGGCCAUAUAAGUGGAGGAGUUGUUCUUGGCAAUCCAAACAAACGUUCAGUGUGUAUUUAGUGUGUGUUCGAGUAUGGAAGCAAACAAAACAGCGAUCGAUCAAACAUAAUAUACAUCACCGAAACAGACGACAAUAACUCAUCCACAUACGAGUUAUAAUCCGUUAAACUAUUGCUGGAAGCUCAUGUAAAAUUUAACCGAAACGAAAUUGAUAUUCAUGUCAAUGGAUUCAGUCGAUGUUUUAUGUGAAAUAAACCGGUGAAACGCGAGUCAGAUAUAUCGCUCACAUGACUCUAUAAAACAAAUACGGUUCGGUGUACAUGUCGAGCCAAGCACAUAUAUUAUAAUUGGAUGAGAACAGCGAGGCAGUGUUACCGAAAAGCGAACGUUUUGCAAUUCCAAAAACAGAAAAACGAAUUCUAUUUUUAAGACAGUGGAACAAUGUAUCAGCACGAAGACUCCGACGAGGAUGAUUACGAAGGAUACUUUCUGAAGCCGGUGAAUGGUUACAAUAUCGCUGAUCGCAUAAAGUCUGCCAAUAAAGAGUUAUUCGAAGGUGACAGUAUCGGUGAGCCGGACGAUUUCACAGAAUCGUUGCGGAAAGUGUCGUUUCGGCCGGAACCGGAUUUUGAGCCAUCCGAACCGGAGCUCGACGAGGACAGUUCAUGUGAUGAAGAGGACAUUGAAGCAAUAAAUCAGGUCCUGGACAGAAGGGACGAUAUCGUUUUGUUCGAACAGGAAGUGAUUGAGAUUGAGGGAAACGAAAUUGAAACAAACGAACAAAUGUCGAAUGGAGAUGCGGUAACUGGUGCUGAUGACGAAAUCGAAGAGAUUUGUGAGGAUAUCAACAAUGUGGAUCUGGCUGCAAGCGAUGAGUCUCCACCAAUAAACGAAAAUGAGGAAGUUGCCGAUGAGGUUCAGUCGGCGUCAGAUGCAACAUUUCUUCAAAACGACGAUGUUACAUCCAACAAAUCAUCCCCAGUACAAUCAAGAAAUUCGAAGAAUUCGAAAAAUGUGAAAUUGCAAGGAACAAAAUCAAGUUCAGCCAAAGUGAAAACGACAGAAUCAGUUCAACAUCAACAGCACCAUCGUCACCAUCACCACCAUCACAAUCAUCGACCAAACUCUUCGGUUCAUGCAAAAAAUUCAUCCGAGUCGCAGUUUUUGAAAAUUCAACUCAAUUUUAAGCCGUGCUGUGAAUACAAAUAUCUAGAGAAUGACAGACUUCCGCGAUACUGUGGAUACAUAUCGCAGUAUGGACUAAGCAAGGAACAGUUAGAAAUGCGAGAACGACGAAAGGAACGGCUUAAGGAGCGACAAUCCGAUAAGACUGCUAAGCAACUGCAAGAGGAAUCAGUGAAAUCUGAAGUGAAUGAGGAAGCGUUCGCUAGGUGGCUACAGAACAAAAUGCGUAACAGUCGAAGCAUGACCAGGAACAUGUACGAUUAUAGACCCGGUAAGCAAACGAAGAAUGGGAAGAAAAAAGUUUCCAAAUAAAUUGCUAAGAAAAUUGAGUUUUUGUGAAAAUAAAAUGAGAAAAAA
Messenger RNA from Bradysia coprophila, 2234 nucleotides. RefSeq lists its product as uncharacterized. Gene Ontology annotation, molecular function: microtubule binding. The record is from RefSeq and is a predicted model, not a curated record. Lineage: Eukaryota; Metazoa; Arthropoda; Insecta; Diptera; Sciaridae.